CAAGUGUAACGCCGCAUCUCACUGCUGACCGGCUGGACCUUGAUUCACUCGCCUACGAGCACUAAAUUGGACCUCUGUAUUUCCUGCCAGCAACAUUGAAAAUCUUUGACUGAUCACAAACAUGGAAUCCGCAGACAAUGUUGAACCGAAAAGCGUGUCGCUUUCUCAUAGCAUUAGUGGUAUUCUUGGUCUURAUACGUACGAACAACAAGACRACWCUAACAYAGCAAAACAACAUGAAACUACUCAGAAAGACGAAAAUGAAGAAAAUACAAAAGAAGACAAUAAAGAUUCGACGAACGAAAAGUCCAGACCUGAGUCAGUCUGUUCRCAAACCGAGAUCGCUGAAGCAGAGUCUCCAGGAGGAAGUGGUGCUUCAAAGAAGAAGAAAACUCGUUACAGAACGACGUUCAGUCAGUAUCAAAUCGAGGAACUUGAAAGAGCGUUUGAUAAAGCACCUUACCCAGACGUGUUCGCAAGAGAAGAACUCGCUACAAAGCUUGGUUUAACCGAGGCCAGAAUACAAGUUUGGUUUCAAAAUCGAAGAGCAAAAUGGCGAAAGAGAGAGAAGUUGUGCGGUUUUGGACCAAUGGUCGGUCCAGGUCUCCCCUACCCAUGGAUGCACGAGCUAAGUCCAUCACCUAAUCCUUUCUUUUACCAAACACCAACCGUCUCCACUGGUCCAAGGGAACUUUGUACCUCAUACCUUGCUUCCCCCUGUACACAGUAUUGCAAGCCAAACAUUUCUCCCUUUGGACGGGGGAUGCCGCCAUGUCACGUACGAGAAUGUGGAUGCGGGUACUCAGGAAGUAUGUUCCCAGGGGCAUCCACGGUUGGGCCUUGUGUCGUGCUACCGGGUUAUAGAGAUGAAAUAGAGCCUCGAUCUGAUCCCGUAGAUGUAAAACCUGGAGAACUCCACAAAGAAAAUAACCGGGUAUCAAGUAUUGCAUCGUUAAGACUUCGAGCAAAAGAACAUGAAAUGAGCUUACUAAGUUGUUUUCAUAACAGCUAAAAUAGUUUCGACAUAAAUAUUGUACAUAUAGCUAGCUAUGGAGUAUUUUAUAUACUAGAAGUCAGAUUCGAUUAUUUGAUGUAUAUUAUUAACAGAGAAUAAACGUAAAAUAAAMAUUCAUCUCAAAGAUGUCGUUGUAGAAUGAUAUAUUUUAACAUCAACGUGUAGUUUCAAAAGGACUGAAACAGCACUAAAAUCUCAUGAAAACCACAUGUACAGUUAUUAUCAAUACAGAAAACACGAAUCAUCAUAGAGAAGCAAGCAAUAACCCUAUAAUGGAAACGAGGAGAAAGAUUUACCAAAAACGAGAAAAAGUAGAUAUUUCGAGCAAAGAGAAACAGAAAGAAAAAGAAAAAGAAAAUAUUCUAACCGAUACGCUUGUUUUGAGAAAGAAUUUGAAACUGGUGUGAAAAUAUUAUUUGUAUUUAUUGAAAAGUCCUAUUUAAGAUAAUCAUUGACUUAAAAGUUGACGACAGAAACCAUUCAAGUGCCAGACGACAUUUCAAUUACUCCACGGAAUUCAUCACUCUAUAUUCGGUACUAUAAGAAAGGAACAAUUUUGAGAU
Messenger RNA from Exaiptasia diaphana, 1578 nucleotides. RefSeq names its product aristaless-related homeobox protein. The transcript is spliced from 3 exons. The record is from RefSeq and is a predicted model, not a curated record. Gene Ontology annotation, biological process: regulation of transcription by RNA polymerase II. Lineage: Eukaryota; Metazoa; Cnidaria; Anthozoa; Actiniaria; Aiptasiidae. Bases 122 to 1012 code for a protein of 296 amino acids. Gene Ontology annotation, molecular function: RNA polymerase II transcription regulatory region sequence-specific DNA binding; DNA-binding transcription factor activity, RNA polymerase II-specific.